AGAGAGGGAGGGACUGAUUGGGCCAGAGAGGCAGGAGAGGAGGAGGAAGCCAACAGAAACCGAAGAUGACUGCGUGAAGCAAAAUGGAUCCAACCAAGCCCAGCCCGUCCCUGAUAAGGUCAUAUAAAAACAACGGCGAACUGGAGUCGGUAAUGAAAGAGAUGGUGCAGCGACGAGACAGCUUGAACGGAGAGAAGCAAAAGGAUGCAGAAACCCGAGAGAUGGAGGUUGUUGAUGGGCUGAUCACACCUGCAGACUUAAUCCCCCGCAGGGGAUCUGCAGACAAAAACAAGUACAGCACGAUAGGCUACCAGAGGAGAACAAAGCAAAAGGUCGUGACUGACUUUGCGACUCUGAGUAAAGGAUCCUCUUCAGGAGCCAAAUCCAGAACGCCGCUGAAGCAGGUCUUUAGCGGCGUGGUCAGCCAGGGAGUGUCUGAGAAAACGUCUGAGGAGCGAAGUCAGCUGGACAUCUUAACCAAAGUUUUGGAGGCCUUUGUUGUUCCUGCCAGCCUGAGAUGGAUCUGGGAGGAGGAAAGCCAGGGAACAGUUUUGGAGAACAGCUGGACAGAUUUGGUGAAGUCUCACUCAACGAUGGCAAAGAAGCAGAGGCACCAACAGGCGGCGCUCUGGGAGUUUGUGCAGACGGAGCUGAGCUACAUCAACAAGCUGAAGAUCAUCGAAGACCUGGUUAGUGCCGCUCUGGUCAACCUGCACCAGCAUGACUUUCUUCCGGAGGUGACCCCUGACCUGCUUUUCUCCAACCUGCCCGCCAUCCUGCAAGCUCACCAGCUGUUCUGGCAGGAGGUGGUUUAUCCCAUGCUUCAGGAAGUACGGAGAACGGGCAAGCCGUUUGACCCCAUGCACCUGGAGGCUGGUUGUCAGCAGUUCCACCAGCGCUUCUCUGCCUACCAUCAUUACUGCUGGGAGGAAGAAAACAACCUGGAGUUCACACGCAGGCAGAUGGAGAGCAACCCACAUUUUGUUGCUUUUGUGCAGUGGGUGGAAAGACAUCCUCAGUGUGAGCGGAUGCGGCUUGGAGACAUGCAGGCCAAACCCCAUCAGAGGAUCACAAAGUAUCCCCUGCUGCUCAAAGCCGUGCUCAAAGAAACCGAGGAGCCUCUCGUGCAGGAUGCCCUCAAAAAGAUGUUAGCCAUAGUGAACAGAUUUUUAGAAAGCAUCAAUAACUACAUGAAGCUGAAAGAUGAGCAGCUGGCGCUCUCCAUCUCUGCGCAGAGGGUGGAGGGAUACGAGGUGGAAGGAAUAAAUGAGGAAAUCGAUAAGUUUGUUCGGGACAACUCGCGGUUUGACCUGACGUGCCCCAUCAGAGGAGUGGGUCGCAACGUUGUACGGAAGCUGCUGCUGGAGGAGAACCUGAAGCUGCGAGGCAGAAAGGACAGCAAGGUGGAAGUGGUGGCUCUACUGUUUUCAGAUGUUCUCCUUCUGACGAAAGUGCAGAAAAAAGCGGAGCGACUAAAAGUGGUCCGGCCUCCUCUGGCGCUGGACCGAAUUUUCUGCGAUCAACUCAAAGAUGGCUGCUCCUUUGUUCUGGGGGAGGUCGGUGAGCUUCAGUGCAUGAUGAAUGUUCUCAUCCUUGUGAGCAGUACUCCAGACAGUUGCUCCAAAUGGGUCAAUGCCAUCCAGGGGUCAAAGAGUACACUGUUGAGCCAGAGAAGGGAUGAGGACAACAGACUGGACAACGUGAAGUUAUAUCAGCAUGAGACCAAACCUGCUGCAGACUACAAAAAUUAUGACACAGAGACAGAAGAACCGCCUUCUAUCCAGUUAAAGCCAAAAAGCUUUAUGGAUGAACUCACCGAUAAAAUACAUAAACAACAGACCGUUAAUGGAUCUGAGGAAGCACCCCCUGCAUCAGAUCCGAUGUCCCCUAACAACUCUGCAUUACCUUCUUGGAAGCUCAAGCAGGGCAGCAACACUCUUAAACCAAUUCGUGCCAACGUCCCGAUUCGACAGCCAGUUUUAAGAGGCAACGAGUGGAUAGAAAUGGGAAUAAGGAGAGAACAAGGUGGGAAACCAUUGGAGGAAGAUGAGAAAAUUGUUGAGACCCAGAUGACAAACAUACAAAGUGCAAUGUGGAAAAACAGGGGACUGUAUACUUCUAAACUUGAUCAUUUCACCCAAAAUGAAAUUGCAGGUCCAGGAAGAUACAACCUGCUUAGACCACCCAGUCGUCUAAUAGAGGAACUGCCAGAUGUCGACUACCCGAUGGACGAGGAGAUGAAUUCACCAGUUCCUCACGAGCCAGUAAUCAUGUCCAGGCAGCAGUUUGUAAGACCAGCGGUAGAAAAACCAAUAUUAACAAGGAGCAACUCAGAUAAUCAGCUUGUGAUUCAGGAGGCCCGGAAAAACUCUUUCUCCAGUCAGUUUGGAGAUACAGAAACUCCUCCUGAAGAUGGAGGCUUUCCCCAAAACCUAAAGUCCCCCGGCUUACGGAGGAGGAGGCCAGGCAGCUCUAGUCAGGGACCACCAACUCCAACAUCCAAGCAGCUCCUCCAGGAGCAGCCGCAAACUCUGGCUGCUCCAAACAUUUAUAUGAAUUCAGACUCUGAGUGCAACUCCCACCCAAAGAGGAACUUCCUUCCCUCGCGGUUUGGCUUAGACACCCAACGGGGGCUCCACCCGGGCUCCAGGAGGCCAACCAAAGCUAAGACUCCAAGUCCGUACCCGAAGUACUCUUCGGAUGUUGAGGCAUUUUCAGAGUCUGAGCUGCCAGGAACCAAAACCCAGAACAAAAAGCCCAAAUUUAGAGACUACAGGAGUUCCUCCAGUCCCAACAUGCUCAACAGAGAAGUGCAGGGUCCCCGUAAAGCCUUGGAUCACCCACACACGUCAUACAAGGAAGAGGAAGGUCCAAGCUCCAGAUACAGCCCAACUGAACAUGCCUCCCGGGUGGAGGGGGUUUUGGAAAGAGCCAAAGAAAGGGCGAAAGAAAAAGCAGGAACAAAAAGAGACAGACAGCUGAAAACAGCCACUCUAAAGUCAAGGUACCUGCGUCCCUCCUCCCCGUUUAACAAGGCCCCCUCGCCCACGCCCAGUGAGGGAGGUAAUGAGACGGAUUUGGAGGAGGUGGCGCUGACCAGACCAAGAACCCUCACCGUGAGCACAGGGUGGAAGGAGCAACUGGUGGACGGCGAUGAGAGCAGCAGUAACACCGUUUUGGAUGGCGUAAACGUAGACUGGACGGGCUGGUGCUUCGAUGACGAUGAAGUGAUGGAUCACCUGGAGCCCAGCAGGGAAGGACUCCUGGAGGGAAUCAGCCGAUCUCUGGCGGGCUUGGGUUUCAACGAAGGUGCCGAGCAUGACGACGGAGAAUGCAGUCAGGUGUAAAUCUCUAACAUGACCUUCAGCGAGCAGAUCUGAUGUCAACCUUUUAGUUUAGUCAGCUCAAGAACUGGCAUCAAGCGUAAGAUUUUUAGGGAAAGCUAAAGCAAAAAUGGCGGGAAUGCAGAAUAUUAAAAUAUUAUGUUGUUAUCGUUGCACAAAGUAGAUGCAGAAGACGUUUCUUCAGUUAUCUACGUUAAUGAGCGAACGUUAAUUUGUAAAAUAUUGUAAUAUAUUCAGAAUCAUGAAUAUACUGUAUAUGUUACCCUUUUUUUAUUUUGAUUAAAUAU
Molecule: messenger RNA, 3631 nt
Organism: Fundulus heteroclitus (mummichog)
Lineage: Eukaryota; Metazoa; Chordata; Actinopteri; Cyprinodontiformes; Fundulidae
Gene: plekhg6
Product: pleckstrin homology domain containing, family G (with RhoGef domain) member 6
Exons: 15
Coding region: 84-3347 (1087 amino acids)
Biological process (GO): Rho protein signal transduction; endothelial cell migration
Cellular component (GO): axon; plasma membrane; endocytic vesicle
Molecular function (GO): guanyl-nucleotide exchange factor activity
Source: RefSeq, a predicted model, not a curated record